Molecule: messenger RNA, 5004 nt
Organism: Zootoca vivipara (common lizard)
Lineage: Eukaryota; Metazoa; Chordata; Lepidosauria; Squamata; Lacertidae
Gene: PEX11A
Product: peroxisomal biogenesis factor 11 alpha
Biological process (GO): peroxisome fission
Cellular component (GO): peroxisomal membrane
Source: RefSeq, a predicted model, not a curated record
AGAGCGGGCUGGGCUUGUGGAAGCAGGAAUGGCAAGUCGGAAAACCUGAUCUGGCAGGUUUGUUGCAAAAGCUCUUUUGUCAUUAAUGUGUCUGACUCUGAGCACACCACCUAUCAUGAGAAGACUCUGAUGCAGAACCCUUGAUGUUCUGCCGGGAAAAUGCACAAUAGAACAUACGUGGCCUUAUCACAUUCAUCAUUGCCUCUAGAGUUCAAUAGAAGUAACUCAUUUUAACAGUUGGACCUGGCUGCAGAUAAGGACUGCACAGUGGGGAAAGCUGUGCCUAUUGAUUUUCCGCCUGCUGCUGGACCUCAUUUGGGAAGAAAGAUGGCAUCAACAGGAAGGUGGACCAUCAAAACACACAGCCCACAAGGGACAGUCCUAUGCAGAGCAACUCAGUAUGCAUGCAUGUUGCUCAGCUAUAUGUUAGAGCAUAAGACCGGCCGUGAGGAAGUGAUAAUGAAGCUCAAAGACCUGGAGGCAAGCAUGCGCUCAGGCCGCAAGUUGUUUAGGCUUGGUAACAUGCUGCAUGCCUUCGUUUCGGCCAGGCACACCUCCCAGUUGCCAGAUUUGGUUCCCCGCUGGUGCCUGACUGCCUCCAACCUCAACCGUGUCCUAUACUUCAUGUGCGACACUGUCUUGUGGGUGAAGAGCGUGGGGCUCAUCUCGGACAUCAACAAGAAGAAGUGGCGCAGCCGGGCGACCAAAUACUACUACUAUUCCCUGCUGAUAAACCUGGCCAACGACUUGUACGAGCUCUGCUGGCGGAUGGAGCAUGCUGCACGGAAAGAGAAGCUUCAAGGGGACUCAUCUCGGCUCCAGAGCUUAACUUCUCUGGCAACCAGUGGCCUCCAGCCGCUUCUCCUCCUCCUCUACAUCACACUGAAGAAGCAUCCUCCUUUGCUGCUGGACACGGUGAAGAACCUUUGCGAUCUCUCUAGUCCGUUGGACCUGCUGGGAAUCUACAAGACCAACCCCGGAAUCAUUGGGCUCUGCGGCCUUAUCUCCUCCUUGGUGGGGAUCCUCACCGUCGCCGUCCCACAACUGAGACUAAAGUAUUGACUUUGACACGUCCCUUAUGGCUUCCAUUUUGCAGAGUGGUCCUUUGGAUAUCAAACCCAAUUGGGCAGGCUUCCUCUGUCCUGUCAGCGGACUUGUUCUCUGCCGCUGGCUUGGUUUCUGCCUCUUUCCUCAUACGAUUUUGCGGCCCUUCGAUGGGAGAAGGCAUUGAUCAGUGAUGGCAUCGGAAAGACCGAGGGAAACGACCUGGGAACUAUGUAACAAAGAAUGCGAAAUUGUACAGUCGAGAUUUGGGUCUGAAUGUAGAAAAAAGGGCAUGUGGCCCACAUGAGACUUUGGCUGAGGGCAGUCAUGUCCAAUGUAACACUAAACAGAUAUUCCGAUCUCCCCCUCUCCUCCCCUGCUCACCGUUGAAACCUAUUCUGGGGGUUUCCCUAACCCUCCAGAGCAGAUUUGGGAAUGGUGAGGAGGGGGUGGGAAUCCCCUAGCCCUAAUACUUGCGCUGAAGUCUUGUUGAAUACCAAGUUGCCUUGGAAUCAUAGAAUCAUGGAAUUGUCGAGUUGGAAGGGACCGCGAUGGUCAUCAAGUCCAACCCCCUACAAUGCAGGAUUCUUUUGCCCAACAUGGGGCUUGAACCCACGACCCUGAGAUUAAGAGUCUCAUGCUCUACCAACUCAGCUAUCACAGGGGUCACAUCUCAGGCUAUGGGCGCUUUCACAUCUGAUCUAGUUUUCCUAGUUUUUUUAGUUUUGUUUUUUAUUUGCUUCAAAAACUUGCCAAGCUGUUUGACUAGAGGCUAUAGUGGGAAAGCAAAGCCUUGUAAAAAAAAAAAAACGAGAAUGUUGUGUGUGCAACUUCCUUUUAUCCAAAUGCUGCUUCCAGUCAAACAGAAUAUAUAAAAGUGCAAAACCUAGUUCACCUUUCGUAUAAUUACAUAAGUAUGCAUACUAUGAGGAAACCAUUUGACUCUCUGGAGAGUGGGGGACUUCUCCCCACACCCAAAAGAUGUGAAGGCAUGGGGGGCAGGAAAAUGUGGGGUGGGAAGCAGUGUGGCUACUGACUCUUGAUAUGGACUCUAUGACUGCCCAAAUACAGUCGUACCUUGGAAGUUGAACGGAAUUCGUUCCAGAAGUCCGUUUGACUUCCAGAACAUUUGGAAACCCAAGCUUGGCUCCCAAUUGGCUGCAGGAAUCUCCUGCAGCCAAUCAGAAGCUGCAGACGCCCCAUCGGACAUUUGGCUUCCAAAAAUAGUUCGCAAACCAGAACAGUCACUUCCAGGUUUGCGGCAUUCAGGAGCCAAAACUUUUGAGAACUAAGCUGUUCGAAGACCAAGGUACAACUGUAUGUAAUUGCAGGUAUCCAGGAAUUCUGUGCAUGUUCUUUAUAGGGCUACCUCCUGGCCCAUAUUUAUCCUAGCCAGUCUGCAGAUUCUCACUCUCAGCUUCCUAACAUAUAGGGAUGCCAGAAUAUGCCUUACCUUCUCAGAUAGCACUGCCUUUCUUGUUGCUUAUGGUAAUGGGAAAAUCACUUUUUCCAAAUGUCACUGGGUGAAUGAUUUGUUUGUGUUUCCCUGCCACCUUGGGGGGGCAUGUGGGGUGCAGUAUAUGCACACAGAUGCAUCUGAGUUAAGACACAACUUGCUUUGCAACAAAAGGAAGGUGUUGCUUUGCAACAAAAGGAAACCAUAGGUCAGCUGUAGAAGAGUUUGGAUUUGAUACCCCGCUUUAUCACUACCUGAAGGAGUCUCAAAGCGGCUAACAAUCUCCUUUCCCCUCCUCCCCCACAACAGACACCCUGUGAGGUGGGUGGGGCUGAGAGACUUCAGAGAAGUGUGACUAGCCCAAGGUCACCCAGCAGCUGCAUGUGGAGGAGCAGAGACGCGAACCCGGUUCCCCAGAUUACAAGUCUACUGCUUUUAACCUGUAGUUGGAGAAAGGCCCAAGGAACAAGCUGGGUGACUUGAGAGGGGAGAACAUUGUGCAAUGUUGCCAGCAAUUUUGUAUUGUUCUGAACAAGCAAUCUUAGCGUUAUCAGAGCUUUGUGGUUCUCCCCUACACACACACACACACACAACUUCCAGGGGGCAGUAGGUUUUGGUUUGGUUUUGAAAAUUAAGGGUGUAAUAGGAUACAUUAAGAGCCCGGCUCUUUUGGUGGCAGGCAUGUCCAACAGGUAGAUCAUGAUCUACCGGUAGAUCACUGGACGUCUGUGGUAGAUCACCGGUAGAUCAGUGGCUCCUCCCCACCAAAGAAGCUAAAAAACUUUGGCUCCCCUAAAAAAACCUCAACACCUUUGCCCUGCACCCCUAAAAUGACCUGAACCACCAAAAACAGGGCUUUCCUUCCUUAAAAAAAGCUCAAUGUCGCUUUCCUCCUUCCUAAAGCUCAACAACUUUUACGUGAACCCCCAAAAACAGGGCUUUCCUUCAUAAAAAAGCUCAACAACUUUGACCUGAACCCCCCAAAAGGGGGUUGAUCACUGCCAGUUUUUAACUCUGUGAGUAGAUCUCAGUCUCUUGGAAGUUGGCCGCCCCUGGUGUAGAGCAGUGUUUCUCAACCUUUUUUGGGCCAAGGCACACUUGUUCCAUGAAAAAAAUCACGAGGCACACCACCAUUAAAAAAGUUAAAAAAUUUAACUCUGUGCCGCCCUAUAUUGACUAUAUAAUUAUGACUGUAAGAAACACUUGCCAAUUGCUGUGUUGGUUGCAAUCUCCUGUAAUAUGGCUUCACAAGCCGCUGAUUUCUCUGCCAGCACAAUCCUUUGCUCAGCAAGUUUCAGGUUGAGCUCAUCCAGCCAGCUUCUUUAAGUUUGUCUAAAACCACCCUCCCGUGGUGGUGGCUGUUGAGAGCUGCACUCGCCCCGCGUCGUGACCCAGCCGGCUUCCUUUCAGGCGGGUCAGUGGUGUUUAUUGGCGGGCGCCAGGCACGUGACAAUGCAAAUCGCCCUUCUCGUCGCCGCACGUCGCGGCACACCAGCCAGCGUCUCGUGGCACACUAGUGUGCCGCGGAACAGCGGUUGAGAAACACUGGUGUAGAGGAUGCAAGUUGACUUUUGGGAUUCCAUUUCCAGCUCAAGCAUGCAGGUUUCUUGAGUUUUAGCAAGUCAUUAAUUCUCCCCCACCCACCAAAAAAAAAACCCUACUUUGCAGGGGUGUUGUAAGGCAAUCCAGUGCACAGCUUUUUGGAGGGAUGGGCAAAUGAAAUAAAGAAACAAGAGCCUAGGUUGUCUGGUCUCAGAAUGUGGUGGACUCUCCUUCAUUGAAAGAUUUUAGAUAGAGGUUGUAUGGCCAUCUGUCAAGGAUGCUUUAGCUGUGCUUCCUGCAUGACCCUUGGGGUCCUUUCCAACCCAAUGAUUCUAGUUUUGCUGCUUCUUGCUCUCUUAACAUUUUGUAACUGUUCCCUUUUGCUGAGGAUGCUUUUGACUGCACCUGUAAGCCCAACAGACAUAAACUCAUGACAUAGAAAUGCAUCAUCUUAUUGUGUUCAACAGAAUUCUCAUGAAAGCAAUGAGAUGUAUUUCUGUAUCAUGAGAUUAGGGCUGUUGGGCAAUGCUAGCAGGUGCAGUCAGAAUCACCCUCCAAAAGAAGAUACUGUAUUUAAAAGGCUCAUUUUUAAGACACUAAAAUCUGGGAGUAGAUUUUGUUGUUGGGGGCUCACACAUUAGGAUUUCUAAAAGCAAUGAAAUCAAGCCAUAUUUGUGACUUGGGACAGGGUGGAAUCCUUUCCUUGGUGCCUUUUAAUCUUGCAUAUUGGGAAUUUUUAAACGUGUUUAUAUUAUAAGGUAUUUUAACUUAUGCUAAUAUUUUGAAUAUGUUGUAAGUUGCUUUGUGACCUUUUUCUGCAAUGAGCAACUAACAAGUUUAAUAACAUGAAUUUUAAGAGCACCCAGCACCUUGAAUAUCACACUACUGUAUCUGGAAUAAAAGCUGCUAUACUUUCAUUUUUUCCAGGGGAAAAAAAGAAAAGAAAAGCAAUGGCAAACUUC